Messenger RNA from Daucus carota subsp. sativus, 666 nucleotides. RefSeq names its product protein SPIRAL1-like 1. Gene Ontology annotation, biological process: cortical microtubule organization. The transcript has 3 exons. Gene Ontology annotation, cellular component: cortical microtubule, transverse to long axis. Lineage: Eukaryota; Viridiplantae; Streptophyta; Magnoliopsida; Apiales; Apiaceae. The coding region runs from base 160 to 507 and encodes 115 amino acids. The record is from RefSeq and is a predicted model, not a curated record.
UACCAGAGAGUGUAUAUAUACAGAUUUUAUAUAAACACACACAACGCACCUCCUCCAUCUGUCUCUCACAUUCUGUUUCAUUCCCGAUCUGAAUCCAUUCUAUCGCUUCCUCUUGCAAACCUGGGGUCGGGUUAGCAACAAAAGAUAUAAUUUUACGAAAUGGGUCGUGGGGUUAGUGCCGGCGGAGGCAAGAGUUCCUUAAACUACCUGUUUGGAAGUGGUGAAAAUUCAAACAGCCCUCCACCAACUCAGAACCAGGGAUCAGACUCAAAGAAUGUUGCUCCACCAAAGCCUGAAGAACCCACAAAGCCUGUUGAAGCUGAGCCCAAGCCUGUUGAAACCAAGCAGAGCCCAGCAAAUGUUCAUGAUAGUAAGACUAACAAUUACCUCAGGUCUGAAGGACAAAACUGUGGCAACUUUAUCACGGAUCGCCCUUCAACUAAAGUGCAUGCUGCCCCUGGUGGCGGUUCGUCCCUUGGGUAUCUCUUUGGUGGUGAUGGAAAGUGAUCUCCUUUGAGCCUACAAUCUGUGGCUGCUCUAGCACUUAUUUCUAGCUUGGACAAGUAUGCAAUUUCUAGACGUAUUUUAUCACAAUGUACAAUUAUGCAGUGAAUAUACUUGAUUUGCAGUCAACUUUAUUAAUGUGCUGCUUGGGUUUUUAGUUUA